CCCGGCCCAAACCUUGAGGAACACGCUUUCUUUCUGGUCUCAACGGUGAUACCUAUAUAUGAAUGUGGAUUCUAAAUUCAAUGGUGUUUUGAUAUUUUGAGAUAGCUCCAAUAAUCCUUACAACAUCAGAGUAAAGGAAGGAAGAAAGGAAGAAUUGAAAAUGGUGAAGGUACGAAUGAACACGGCUGAUGUGGCUGCAGAGGUCAAAUGCUUGCGUCGCUUAAUAGGGAUGCGCUGUUCCAACGUUUAUGAUCUUUCCCCUAAGACGUAUGUGUUUAAGCUAAUGAACAGUAGUGGAGUUACUGAAUCAGGAGAGAGUGAGAAGGUUUUAUUGCUUAUGGAAAGUGGUGUUCGCUUGCAUACCACUGAUUAUCUCAGGGACAAAAGUAACACUCCAUCUGGAUUUACACUUAAAUUGAGGAAGCAUAUAAGGACGAGAAGGCUCGAGGAUGUGCGGCAACUUGGUUAUGACAGGAUAAUUCUCUUUCAGUUUGGAUUAGGUGCCAAUGCUCACUAUGUGAUAUUAGAACUAUAUGCCCAAGGAAAUAUACUCCUUACGGAUUCUGACUUCAUGGUCAUGACUCUCCUACGGUCACACAGGGAUGAUGAUAAAGGUCUUGCUAUUAUGUCUCGCCAUCGAUAUCCAGUUGAAGUAUGCCGAGUCUUUAAACGGACAACUACUGAAAAGUUGCAGGCAGCCUUGAAGUCUUCAGCCCAGACUGAUAAAAUUGAACAUGUGGAAGAUACUGAACGGGGAAAUGAUGGACCUGAUGCACCUCAACAAAAGCGGGGUAACCAAAAAAGUGUAAAAGCUACUGAUUCUACUAAAAAGGGUAAUGAUGGUGCGCGUGCAAAGUCACCAACAUUGAAGGUGGUUCUUGGGGAGGCACUAGGUUAUGGUCCAGCGCUUUCUGAACACAUUAUUCUGGAUGCUGGUUUGGUACCAAAUACAAAGAUUGACACAGGUUUUAAAUUAGAAGGCAAUACUCUUCAUUCUCUGAUAGAGGCGGUUAAGCAGUUUGAAGACUGGCUGGAGGAUAUUAUACUGGGUGAGAAAGUUCCAGAAGGCUACAUCUUAAUGCAGCAAAAGGCUUUGUCUAAAAAGGAUUCCAGCAUGUGUGAUAAUGAAUCUUCUGAGAAGAUAUAUGAUGAGAUCUGCCCGCUGUUACUGAAUCAGCUUAAGUGUCGGGAUUUUAUGAAGUUUGAGACAUUUGAUGCAGCAUUGGAUGAAUUCUAUAGUAAGAUUGAGAGUCAACGUUCUGAACAACAGCAAAAGUCCAAAGAAAGCACGGCAAUGCAGAAACUUAAUAAGAUCCGCAAUGAUCAGGAAAACCGUGUUGUAACAUUAAAGCAAGAAGUUGAACGUUGUAUUAAGAUGGCAGAGUUGAUAGAAUACAAUUUGGAAGAUGUUGAUGCUGCCAUCUUAGCAGUACGUGUAGCUCUUGCUAAUGGAAUGAGUUGGGAAGAUUUGGCUCGAAUGGUGAAAGAGGAGAAAAGAUCUGGAAAUCCAGUAGCUGGACUUAUUGACAAGCUCCAUCUUGAAAGAAAUUGCAUGACUUUGCUCUUAAGCAACAAUCUUGAUGAAAUGGAUGAUGAUGAAAGGACACAACCAGCGGACAAGGUUGAAGUUGAUCUGGAACUUUCAGCACAUGCAAAUGCUCGACGGUGGUAUGAAAUGAAGAAAAAACAAGAAAACAAGCAAGUGAAGACUGUAACUGCUCAUGAAAAAGCAUUCAAGGCUGCUGAGAGAAAGACACGUCUUCAGCUGUCUCAGGAAAAGACAGUUGCUGCGAUUUCGCAUAUGCGCAAAGUUCACUGGUUUGAGAAAUUUAAUUGGUUCAUCAGUAGUGAGAAUUAUCUAGUCAUAAGUGGACGUGAUGCACAACAGAAUGAGAUGAUAGUCAAGCGAUACAUGUCCAAGGGAGAUCUGUACAUCCAUGCAGAUCUCCAUGGAGCUUCCAGCACUGUGAUCAAGAAUCACAAACCUGAGAUGCCAAUACCUCCUCUCACAUUGAACCAAGCGGGGUGCUUCACUGUUUGCCAAAGCCAGGCAUGGGACUCAAAGAUAGUGACUAGUGCUUGGUGGGUUUAUCCUCAUCAGGUCAGUAAAACUGCUCCUACAGGUGAAUAUCUAACAGUUGGAAGUUUCAUGAUCCGUGGUAGAAAGAAUUUUCUUCCACCAGUCCCUCUUGUUAUGGGCUUUGGAAUAUUAUUUCGCCUGGAUGAAAGUUCUUUGGGGUUUCACUUGAAUGAAAGGAGGGUCAGAGGUGAAGAGGAAGGAUUAAAUGAUGCUGAACAAAGUGAGCCAUCUACAGCAAUUCCUGAUCCAGACUCAGAGGAGGAGUUGUCAAUGGAAACACCCACUGUAGAUAUGCAAGACACAACAGAUGUGCCAAAGGAGAGGUCAAGUGUUUCGGGUGUUUCUUCUGAAGCUCAAUCCAAUAAUGUCUUGAGCAUCUCUGAUGGUAAUGCUAGCAAUUCAGUCAACUCUUCUGUUGAAGUUAACAGCAUUAAUAAUGAUGGUACAUCUGAUUCUUUGGGGAUUAUGGCUGCUUCUGGGACAUCACAGCUGGAGGAUCUUAUUGAUAGAGCUCUCGAAAUUGGAUCUUCUACUGCAUCUACUAAAACCCAUGGGGUCCCUUCUCCACUAGGAUUUGCAGGGCAGCAUGAUGAUGAAGAAAAAAAAGUAACACAGAGAGAAAAGCCUUAUGUUACAAAAGCUGAAAGAAGAAAGCUUAAGAAAGGCAGUGAGAGCACUGAGGGUGCACCCACUGUGCGAGGAAAGCAGUCAGAGGAAAAUCAGAAGACGCAGAAGCAGUGUGAGGGAGAUGUAAACAAAGUAAAGUCUGGUGGUGGGAAAGUCAGUCGUGGGCAAAAGGGUAAACUUAAGAAGAUAAAAGAGAAAUAUGCAGAUCAGGAUGAGGAGGAGCGUCGUAUUCGAAUGGCUCUGCUAGCUUCAGCGGGGCAAGUAGAAAAGGUUGAUCAAACAACCCAGAGCGAAAAGGCUGAUGCAGAACCAGAUAAGGGAGCAAAAGCAACUACUGGGCCUGAAGAUGAUGCUGUAAAAAUAUGUUAUAAGUGUAAAAAGCCAGGUCAUCUCUCUCGGGAUUGUCGAGAAAAUGCAGAUGAGAGUCUGCAAAGUACAUCGAAUGGAGGGGAUGGCCAUUCUUUAACCAAUGCGGGCAAUGCUGCUAAUGACAGGGACAGGAUAGUCAUGGAGGAGGAGGAUAUCCAUGAGAUUGGUGAAGAAGAGAGAGAGAAAUUAAAUGAUGUGGACUACUUGACUGGAAAUCCAUUGCCAAAUGAUAUUCUGUUAUAUGCUGUGCCGGUCUGUGGUCCUUAUAAUGCGGUACAGUCCUACAAAUAUCGUGUGAAAUUGGUGCCAGGCACUGUUAAGAGAGGAAAAGCGGCCAAGACAGCCAUGAAUUUGUUUAGUCACAUGCCUGAGGCCACGAGCAGAGAGAAGGAAUUGAUGAAGGCAUGCACAGAUCCUGAGCUUGUUGCUGCAAUUAUUGGUAAUGUUAAAAUCACAUCUGCAGGCCUUACUCAGCUGAAACAAAAACAAAAGAAAAGCAAGAAGUCGAACAAAGCAUAAAGCUAGUCAAGGAAAAGCUCUCUAUACAAUGGCUAUAGUAUAACAGUGUUAGUAUUUGUCCUUAUUCGAUGUAAAUAAGGAUGUUUUUUUGGUUUUGAUCCAACUAUAUGCUUAAAUCUUCAAAUUAGGGUAAAUGGUUUCUAACCCCCUGCCCCCGGAAUAUCCCACACGACAAAUGUAGUAGUAUAGUAGUACUACUAUAUAACUAUACUAAAUAACUACAAAAGAGGUGGCAGCCAUUGUUUUCUGUGUGAUAUUAAUUACCAAACUGAUUCCUAGAA
Molecule: messenger RNA, 3876 nt
Organism: Lycium barbarum (goji berry)
Lineage: Eukaryota; Viridiplantae; Streptophyta; Magnoliopsida; Solanales; Solanaceae
Exons: 14
Coding region: 161-3595 (1144 amino acids)
Biological process (GO): ribosome-associated ubiquitin-dependent protein catabolic process; rescue of stalled cytosolic ribosome
Cellular component (GO): RQC complex
Molecular function (GO): ribosomal large subunit binding; tRNA binding; zinc ion binding
Source: RefSeq, a predicted model, not a curated record